Messenger RNA from Lytechinus pictus (painted urchin), 4535 nucleotides. RefSeq lists its product as uncharacterized. Lineage: Eukaryota; Metazoa; Echinodermata; Echinoidea; Temnopleuroida; Toxopneustidae. Bases 629 to 2569 code for a protein of 646 amino acids. The transcript has a single exon. The record is from RefSeq and is a predicted model, not a curated record.
UACCCCCACGGGAUUCUGGUAUUGGUAUAUUAUCGCAGAAGCUAUGACGGUUUGUCCAUCGAUUAGUAAUCGUAUUUCAAAGUCACACCUGAACCACGACCAAACCAAACUAUUAUCAAGCCGCAGCAUCUAUUCAGAGUUUAAUAAUUGCUCUUCGUUGAUUGGCCAUCGUCAUCACACUUUAUUGUCCAAUGAUGAAUCACUUCGCAAACUUCGUCCAGCGCUGUCUCUGAGAUCUGGGCGUUCGUCUUUCGAUCAAGCUAAAUUUAUCUGAUAAGCUGGACAGAUACACUCGUGACAGGAGCUAUAUUUGCCUGCCGUCAGCAGAUCUCAGUCGGAUUUCACCCACAGCUAAGGGCAUUACAUGUAAUUACCGUUAGUCCUACUGAUUGCAAUUCAAGUCAAGUCUUUCUCUCUUUACAUUUCAAGAGAGGACUUAUCGAAAUCGGUGCGUUGGUGGAAUAGAAAUGAAAAGUUCUAUUCGAAUGAAGAUUAUAUGGGCAAGCCGACGAGGAUAAUAUUGUGUCAAAGGGAGAUAUUUUUAAUGCAAUAAGGAGCUGCCAUUUGUUGAUUUUCAUCGAAGGGUUGAUCAGUUUCUUGACAGCUAGGGAUUCGUCGACCUUGAAUCAUGAGGGUCUUGGUAUCAUGCUGGAUUAUGUUAGCUAUGAGCAGGAUGGCGUAUGCCGUGGACCUGCUGAUGACGCCGCCUCUUGUUCAUGUUUACCAGGGGCAGACGUUUAGAGUGACUUGCGUGGUGACGGGAGAGUACCAAGCACGCUACCAUUCCAUUCAUUUACUCCAUCAUCCAAAAAAUGGUAGGGAGACGUACGUGACCAACGAUGAGACGGUGGCGAGGACAUUGGAUCCAAAUAGACAAAUUCGGUACAGUAUCCACAAGAAGACCUCUGGAUCAGGACAAAAUCAGAGGUGGGAAUUUAUUUUGACUGUUGUAAAGGCGGCCAAAGCUGACAUCGGGCGAUUUCAGUGCCUGCGAAUCGAAAGAGCCCCAAGGAGUACCCAGCACAGUUCUACUUUCACGCGAGUUUACGUGAACGAUGUCAUACCGGCUAGUCCCGUAGCCCCGCAAUGUGCCUUAUCGCCGGCUAAUCCGUUACCGGGACAACGGACAACGUUUUCUUGUUUUUCGAUCGGAGAGGCGCCGAAACUCACAUUGAAUUGGUCGAGAGGAAAGAGAAGACUUCCUUCAAAGAGCUCGAACUCCACUGGAAGGUUUAAUGUUGUGACAUACCAGCAUGUUAUUUCAGAAUGGGAUAAUAACGCUACAUUCACUUGCACUGCGACUGGUUUAGCACUAAGUUACGAGACCAGAACGUGCUCCGUAGUUCCGUUUGUCAUAAAUACGAACGUCACCGUAACGUCGACGCAGCGAGUGAAGGAAAAAGAACCAGCGGAAUUCAUAUGUUUGGCCGUAUCAGUGCCGGCAACGAGCAAGUACACAUGGGUCAUCACCCAAGGAUCAAAUAAGGAAGUUGUUGAUCGUAGCAGUGGAAGAUAUGUGAUUGAACAAGGCGGUGCGUUACUGAGAAUAAACUCUGUGACUUUGAAAGAUAACAAUUCGAGCGUUGAGUGCAUAGCGAGCAACGGUAUGAACAUGGAAGGGACAAGUACGGGUACGUUGUUCACGGAACCCGCCACGACGUCGCCACACCCUCGAGGUGACGGGAUCGGGACACGGCAUGGACAUGGUGGAAAAGGAGAUGGAAACUUUGUGUUCUACGGCGACGGAGGUGACCCGGGUAGAACACUCCUUCCUUUUAGCCCGGAGAAUGGGAGGCAUGAAAUAGAUAAAAAUGGGUUUGGAGGAAAAAGACCCAACGUUCCCGUAUUCGUCGGAUGUACGACGGGUUUUGUGAUCUUCAUGACACUCAUUGUCCUGCUCCUCGCCAUGGUCAUGCGAAAACGCACUAAGCGACAGAAAGCCGUCAUCAAGUCGGAUGCCAAGCGACGUCCUAUCAGCAUCAUCAGCUUGACCACCGCUUUUGACGUUGAGAAGCCUGACGUGGCGUUGGUAGAAGCCAAAACAACACCACAAAGCCAAACUGUCUUGAAAUCGACGUCAUAUCGAAAGUCAUUGCAUAACCUUCCAAGUUCAUCCUCAAGGAAGAGUGGAACCAACCAGGACAUCAGUAGACAGCAUCUUGCUGAUAAGCUAUCCGCGUCGCUUCGAUCGAAGAGCUAUGCAUCCUUGAUGGAGACUCCCAUACCAACACAACAGACUUUACAACCCGAUGACGCUACCGACGAUGACUGCGUCUCGAGAGUGUCCACUGAAGAUUCGGCCUACGAUGACCUCACCUGCAGCCUGGGCAGUGUAUCAGCCCUGGGAUCGCGGUCCAACUCGAACGCGACUUCGGACACGCAAUCGUGCUACGGAUCCGUAGGUUCGCUACUUUCGACCGUCAGGUACAGUCGAGGAAAGGAUACCAUAGAAGUGAUGAAGAAACGUAGCCUCCAUUAUGCAGAGAUUGAUUGGAGUGGCCGAACGCCACCCAGUGGUAAAAUCGUUGAUAGUGACGAGAAGACAUUGUAUGCACAGAUAAGGAAAUAAUAUCGGUAAUGAUGUACUCUUUAAACACUUUUUUAUACUCAAGACUAUAAACUUAUAAAAACUAUUUUCAUUGGCGUUCAAACACUACACCUCCGUCAGUCUUCAAGUCUUUGCAAUAUUGAAAUCAUUCAUUUGUAAUUUGAUAUAAAAUUCAUUUAAAAUUUUGUUUCUCCAUUUUUCAUGCAAUGAUUUUUGUAACAAAGAGAUUGAAACAAAAUGUCUGAUUCUUUGCUUCCAGAUGCUAUUGCAAAAAUGUUAUUAAACUCAGAAUUCAACAGCAUACCCUUUUCAAAAUCAUUGAACGGUUCGAGGACGUAAUGCAGCCACGUGACGUAUUUCGUUUCACAUUAUAAGACAUUCGUUGUCGCCAAAGAUAAUAUGUUAAUAUACAUAACUACAUUCAAGUUGGCGGUAGGCGACAUCAAAUUUCAAGCAAAAUGAUUCUCAGAGAUAAAUAAUGAUCUUGUUGAAUGUGAAAAGAAGUUUUUGUCCUAUAUUCACAAAAAAAUCGAAUAAUUUGUAUCUAAAUGGUACACUCACCAGCGUUACCAAUUAGCCAAUAAGACAAAUCCGAAAGCGAUUAAAGAGAGUCCUAUAUGAUUAUCUUACAAAUUACAGAUGAAUGGAUCAAGCCUAUAUGUAUUAAUGGCUCAUGAUUGUCGGUCUCUCCAAAUGUGAUAUAAUCGACGAUGUCUUACUUGGUGGUUUGUCGUUGUAUUGCUUAGGAUAAUGUACAUAUAAAUAAAAUGAUACAGGUAAAUAAUGUUCAGAUGUUAAUGUGUAUGAUAUUAAUCAAAAUUUGUAUAUAAAUGCUACCUUUAAAUUAGAUUUAUCUUCUUUGUAUUUGUAACAAUUUUUACAUUUUUAAUUGUCUCGAAUAAUUAAACUUUAAAAUGUAUAAAAUACGUUAAAACGAAUCUAACGUUGGGGUGAAAUUCUCCUUGUUGGACAAAUAAAUCAGGGAGAAAAGGGGUACCAAUCGCAGGGUCGACAAAAAUUUCCAUGAAAAGAUAGCGACGUUAUUACAUGUUAAACCUUGUGACGUCAUCCAUGCCCUGUCUUUUAAAUAUUUUUAAAUGUUUAGAUUGUUUAUUACGAAUCAUGAUUAAAAGCGUUUUUUUUUAAUUGAUAAACAAUUCUAUGCACUAUUAUAUUUUUGUGAGAGAAUCUUACUGUCUACUGGAUUUAUAGUAAAAAACGUAAAUGAUGUCAUGUAAGUAAAAGUUACAUUUGUCAACUUGUUCUAAAGUUUGUAGAAUUUUAUUGGAGGCUUCAAUUAUGAUUAUGUUGGCUAAACUUUGCACUUUUAUAUUUACUAUCAUUUCAUUAAGUUGUGGGGUAUUAAGAGAUUAAUGAAGAAAGACAAACGCUAUCUUCCUUGCGGGUAGUUUCAUUAAGGUAACAACAAAAAUUACCCUGUUAGCGAAAUGGGUCCUUAUUAUCAUUAUUCAUUCAAAGGAUUGAUGCGUGUAUUUUAUGCACACCAGAAAUGAAUGAUGGAAUGCCAGCUUUAUCGUUGAAACAACCCAUUUUCCCAAUUAAGAAAUGAUUUCUAACUACUACAAUAAUUACAUAUCACCAUACAUAUAUGAUUAUUAUUUGUUUUAAUUAUUGGCGUAAUACUGUAUUGGAAGCAAAAAAAAUCGAUGUAGACAACCUAGAGGGGUCUGCUAUUCUAAACGAGGUAAUUCAGCGAUAACCGAGUAAAAUAUUACGCAGGAUAAUUACUGAUAUUCUUUUGUUUCGACUAAUUACAUGAUUUAAGCACGUUAUAGUUUUUCGGACACAAUUUUUUCCUGGAUAGCAUACAACGACAUCACAUCGUUUGUAAUGUUUCUUACAGUAUGUACGUGUUUCAAUAUGGUGCCUGAUGACACAAUAUAAGUGAUCAUUGAGUAACGGACUUUGGCUUGUCUAUGAACAAGUUUAGCCCAAAUAAAGACAAAUAUUUUCGUACAAACAUUAA